Molecule: messenger RNA, 1965 nt
Organism: Podospora anserina S mat+
Lineage: Eukaryota; Fungi; Ascomycota; Sordariomycetes; Sordariales; Podosporaceae
Exons: 2
Coding region: 1-1965 (654 amino acids)
Biological process (GO): intracellular calcium ion homeostasis; calcium ion transmembrane transport
Cellular component (GO): fungal-type vacuole membrane
Molecular function (GO): calcium:proton antiporter activity
Source: RefSeq, a predicted model, not a curated record
AUGUCUUCUUUUGUUUCUGCAGAUAACGCCCACCAGACCAAACAAGCGGCACGCAACGUGGCCUGGCACAAGUCGAAGUGGAAUAUCUUCCCGUACUCACGCAACAAAUACACACAUGACUCUACCAGCACUGCAGCAUGGCAGUCGGCCAAUGAUCAGGAUCUCGAAGGCCACCCGCUGGAGGGGUUGCCGAUCGGGCCGUCGGAUGAUCCAAGGACCCCGGGAAUCCCGCUGAACGGCCCCGGGUCGACGAGCAGAAACAUCAAUGCAUCGGGACGGGCCCCUGAUACGGCUGAUGGCCAGUUUGGAAGUGGUGAGACGUUUGUUGGCUCGAACCCUUUGUCGGCAGGGGAGCAGAAGGUCACUAGCAGUGCGCUUAACAAGUUACCAGCGAUGCGCUGGAGAUUCAAACGCAGUGUCACUGGCGAUGCGACGACGACACCCGAGGGGCCUACUGCCGAUGGCGUCAAGAAGAAGAAAAAGGAGUCGAGCAGUUUCUUCAAGCAUGUCGAGCCUAAGGAGCCGUUCACGGUUAGGAACCAGAUCCAACGGGUAUUCUUCAAUUCAUGGAUCAAUGUGUUGCUGAUUGCAGCACCGGUUGGUAUUGUAAUUGCCAAUAUUCACUCUGUCAGUAAGAUUGCCGUGUUUGUGGUUAAUUUUAUGGCAAUUGUUCCCCUGGCGGCCAUUCUGGGGUUUGCGACGGAGGAGAUUGCGUUCAGGACGGGCGAGACUGUGGGUGGUCUAUUGAAUGCCACCUUUGGAAACGCAGUCGAACUGAUCGUAGCCAUCAUCGCGCUUGCUGAUCGUCAAGUCGUCAUCGUUCAGACCUCCCUCAUCGGCAGCAUCCUCUCCAACUUACUCCUCGUCAUGGGCAUGUGCUUCUUCUUUGGCGGGCUGCGGAGACGGGAACAAUACUUCAACACCACCGUUGCGCAAACUUCUGCCAGCUUGCUCGCCCUCGCCGUGGCCAGUGUGAUCGUUCCGACAGUGUUUGACCGAUCCAGCCAGUCGCCACAGAACGAUGUUGCCAAGCUGUCUCGAGGCACCUCCGUCAUUCUGCUCUUCGUUUACUGCGCCUACUUGUUCUUCCAGCUCAAGACGCACUCAAUGGUCUUUGCCGAAGAAAGCCGGAAGGUUCAAGCCAAACCGUUCACCCACCCCAUGCGACGCAGCGUCCCCGAAGGCGCCGUCUCUCAGGGACUCGUCGCCCCAGCUGGCAUUAUCAGCGGCCAUGGCUUGGGAUCAGAGCAAUCCGAGAAUGAAAAGAUCCGGGAAAUGGUGACCAAGCCUCCUAUGAGGAGUGCUUCGGGGGCAACCCAAGGCGGCACCGUCAGUAAUCCCGGCAAAGGCAAUGUAGAGGAAGACAACGACAAAGAUGAGGUCACACUGCACUUUCUCGUUGCCAUCGCCACCCUCGCCGGGUCUACGGUUGUUAUCGCCAUUUGUGCAGAGUACAUGGUUGACUCCAUCAGCGCCAUCACCGCCAGCGGGGCUGUUUCUGAAGAAUUCGUCGGCUUGAUUCUUCUUCCUAUCGUGGGCAACGCAGCUGAGCACGCCACUGCUGUAACUGUUGCCAUCAAGGACAAGAUGGAUCUUGCUAUUGGGGUGGCGGUGGGUUCGAGCAUGCAAGUGGCGUUGUUUAUCAUCCCCUUGCUUGUUAUUAUUGGGUGGGGGAUGGGGAUCGAUGCCAUGACGCUGAGCUUUGAUCCAUUCCAGGUGGCGGUGUUGUUUGUUGCGGUGUUGCUGGUGAAUUAUUUGAUAAAUGACGGGAAGAGUCAUUGGUUGGAGGGGAUGUUGCUUAUGUGUUUGUAUGCCAUCAUUGCGAUUUGUUCUUGGUGUAAGUUUCCUCGCAGUGAAGAGUUUGGGACAGCAAGAUUGCUAACGUGGCCAUGUGUAGGGUAUCCGACCGAUGGGAGUAGUAUUGCCGGGGGGGCGGAUAACAGGACUUUGGAGUUGAGUCUUUAG